GGGCUAGCGAGAGGGUCCAGAUUUGAUGCCGCGUUGAUGCCGAUGCAGGACCGCCGCUGCGGUUUGCAGCCCACGAGCAAGCUGUAGCAUCCAGCACGCAGGAUGGCAGACCGAUAAGCUUCGACUCGCAGCAGACCGACAGCUGCAGCCGCCAGAGCGCCGACAGCCCAAGAGGGCGGCAUGGCGAGGUGCAGCGCAGCAGCCGCGAGGGCGGAGCACGCUAGCGAGCGAAGCUUCCGAGGGAUCGUCACGCACGCGCCCUUCGCAUGCUGCAUGCUGCUUCUGCUUCCCGUCUUCCACGCAUCUCAGCUACGAAACCUCAAGCGCCGGGAGCCGCUUCGCUGUCGCCGCAGCUCUUCUGCACGUCUGCCGCGCAGGAGAGCGGCAUCGCAUGUCACGCGCAGCGAACGGAGACACAGGAAGAAGGCCCGCCGCCCGCCAGCCGCUCGCGAGCUCGGAUCUCGAUCCCAGCCAUCACUAGCCUGCAAGACUAUGGCGCUACGCCUCGCGGCUGAAGGUGAUCGACGGCUGCUACGCCUUGCUCGACAGCAGCGGAAACCGCGCCGGCGACACAGCGGCAGCUGACGUCCUCUCGCGCACGGAACGCCGGCUGUGUGCCACUUCCUCCAUCUCUUGCCUCGCUGCGGAUCUGCCUGCCCGAUGGCUGAUGAAGCAUCCUCGUCGGUGCCUGUGCGUCAUGCGCCGUCGGCCGAUGCCCUGCCUCUCGUAGUAGCCGC
Messenger RNA from Tilletiopsis washingtonensis, 737 nucleotides. RefSeq lists its product as hypothetical. Bases 181 to 585 code for a protein of 134 amino acids. The record is from RefSeq and is a predicted model, not a curated record. The transcript has a single exon. Lineage: Eukaryota; Fungi; Basidiomycota; Exobasidiomycetes; Entylomatales.